Messenger RNA from Otolemur garnettii (small-eared galago), 2110 nucleotides. It is a transcript of the gene ARMC12, whose product is annotated as armadillo repeat containing 12. The record is from RefSeq and is a predicted model, not a curated record. Lineage: Eukaryota; Metazoa; Chordata; Mammalia; Primates; Galagidae. Gene Ontology annotation, cellular component: nucleus. The transcript is spliced from 8 exons. The coding region runs from base 967 to 2067 and encodes 366 amino acids.
UCCCAAGGAUAAUCAUUGACUUUCUACUAACAAAUAGAUGUUCCUCUGUCCUCUGUCUUAAUUGUUUUGUUGUGUUGUUAUCUAGUGAAAAUGUCACCCUAGAGAUGACUCUGCCUCUGAUUCCUCUGAAUUGCUUGAAGAUAGAACCAGAAGAACUGGGCUUUUGAUGUAGUAGGGGGAAGUUAGGUUGCAGCCAAGAAAGAACUGUCUUUGGAGGUCUUUAAGAACAGCCCAGGUGCAACCCAGGACCCAGAGCCUUCUGUCCCCAGAGGUACUCAAAGGCAGGUCCUCAAUGACAGAACAUGGCUCAAGCACUCACCAAGUGCAGGAUUCUGUACCAGAUGCUAGAGAUGUAAAACAACUGCCCUCAAGAGCUUUUGUCAAACAAGUAACCUCCAGAGCAAUGUGCAGAUGCUGAAAAGUGGUGGAUUUGUCUCCAGACUCGCAUACUUUAUAAGAUGCUCCCCUCCUUUUCAUCUUCCUUGGGGAGCAGGGAGCCCUGCCUGAAGAACAAGGCCCACAUGUAAAUCUAUGGUGGAAAGAUCACAGAUAGGAGGACAAGAGAAGAGCUGCCAGUGGGCAUACCCGAAACACCCUUUCUCAAAAGGCUCCAGCCCAGAACUAACUUCUGCUGCCCUCUAAUGGGGGAGAGGCCUGCUGGAGCCCCACCAACCUGGCUCCCCUAAAGAUAUGGGGGGUGUGCCCCCUGCCUUUUUAAUUCUCCUGAGGUCUCAUGCUGCUGUUCCUGCAGGCUCUAAAACUCAACUUUCUCUUUUUUGAAGGAUCCCUGACUAUCUAAUUUCCUGACCUCCAUAUUUCAUCUCAUGGUCUCCUCAGUUUCCUUUGUUGCUUGGGUUCUGAUUCUGGUACCCUGGUUCCUGGCCCUGCCAAAGUUCUGGUUCCGGAAGGCUCCUCUCAGGUACCUUGGGCCUACCUCCCACCUGGGCACAAGGCAAAGCUGAAGACAUGGGCAAGAGCAUCCCCCAAUACCUGAAGGAACUGGACAUCCGCAAAAGUGUAGUGAGCCUGGCUACGGGCGCUGGGGCCAUCUACCUGCUCUACAAGGCCAUCAAGGCCGGCAUAAAAUGCCAACCACCCCUCUGUAGCAACUCACCCAUCUGUAUCGCCCGUGAGUGUCCAGUCCCUGGGGAGAGGGCUCUGCCCCAGGAGGCACCUGCUCCCGAGGCCUCUGAUGUGGGCGGGCCCAAAGGCCUGGCAAUCGAGCGAGAGCGGCACGGGCGGGACUCAGGUGAGCUCCGGAGGCUCCUCAACUCUUUGGAGUGCAAACAGGAUGAGUACGCCAAGAGCAUGAUCCUGCACAGCAUCACUCGCUGUGUGUACUUGCUGGAGGCUGAGGCCUCUGCUUGUACUACCGAUGACAUCAGUUUAAUAGGCUACAUGCUGGAUGACAAGGACAACAGUGUCAAAAUCCAAGCUCUGAAUACACUUAAAGCUUUUUCUGGCAUCAGAAAAUUCAGGCUCAAAAUCCAGGAACUCUCCAUCAAGGUAUUGGAACUGAUCUCCACCAUCUGGGACACAGAGCUGCACAUUGCGGGCCUCAGACUCCUCAACAACCUUCCACUGCCUGACUAUGUGCAUCCACAGCUGCGACGGGUGAUGCCUGCCUUGAUGGAGAUUCUGCAGUCAGACUACAUCUUGGCACAGGUGCAAGCUGCACGACUGCUGAGCUACCUGGCACAGAAGAAUGACCUUCUCUAUGAUAUUCUCAACUGCAAGGUGCACUCCAACUUCCUGAAUCUGUUCCAGUCCACACACCCAGGGAGUCUCCUGUAUGAAAUACUGGUAUUUGCUGAGAGGCUGAGUGAAGGCCAGAACGUAGCCCACUACCGUGCUGUGAACUGGCAUUACAAUGAACAGUCACUGCAUGAAGCCCUCUUUGGGGAAGGGUCACGACUGGCAGACCGUCUGCUUGCCCUGGUCAUCCACCCUGAGGAGGAAGUUCAGAUCCAGGCCUGCAAGGUCAUAGUCAGCCUGCAGUGCCCCCAGGACUUGGUAGCCCGGUCCUCUUGCCAGCCCAGUUCUUCCUACUUUAAAAACGGGGAAUAAAAUUAAGGAGAGCCAAUAAAUGAGUAUGGGAGAGAAGCUUGAA